UUUCGCGUUCCGUUGGCAACAAUGAUCACCAAAUACCGGUCGCAAAUCAGAGCAAGGACCGGCAGGGUUCAUACCCCAGUUCUCAGAAACCCAGGUGCCCAGAACAUCAUAGUGUGCAACACUCUAUCCGUGGACUACGGUACCACAAUCUCUUGCAGCGACGAUAACGAUCGGUAACGAUGGAAAGCGGUCAUUGAUCACAAUCAUAACAAUUGGAUCAUUGUUCAUUAUAGUGUCACUGUGUAUUGCGUUUUGAUUGUAGGCGGGCAUGCCAAGAAUUCUGCUACAAAGAGCUGAAGAAAUAUAUUGUGCUGUGAGAGAAAUCAUGAACUGUACCAAUUCAGAGAAAGUUCUAGUGGGUCCAUAUGGUGAGAUGUACCCAUCAAGUCAUCAUGCAAACCAGGCCAUGAAUAUAAAAGCUGAGGAAUUCUCUGAGUCACAAGAGGAAGCAGAUCCUCUGCAAAUAACAAUUCAGGAAAUAAAGGUUGAAUCUGAGGACUAUACAAAUUCAGAGAACGUUUUAGUGGGCCCAUAUGGUGAGAUGCACCCAACAUCUCAUGAUGCAGAUCAGGCCAUGAAGGUAAAAGCUGAGGCAGUCUCAGAUGCAGAGGAGGAAGAGGAUCCUGUCCCAAUAACAUUUCCAGAAAUAAAGGCUGAACCUGAGAGUACUUUGAAUGAACUUCAGCCAGUACAUGGUGAGGAGAAACGAUAUUCCUGCGAUGAGUGUGGUGAUUCAGUCAGCCAACAACUAAUUCUGGUAGCACAUCAACAUAUUCUUAGUGGGGAACAACCAUUUUGUUGCAAUGUGUGUAAUAAAUCAUUCAGUUUUAAGAGAAAUCUGAAGAGACAUCAGCGAAUACAUACUGUGGAGUGGCCAUUUUUCUGUGACAUGUGUAAUAAGUUGUUCAGUUGGAAGGGUGCUCUGAAGAGGCAUCAGCGCAUACAUAGUGCGGAGCGUCGAUUUUCCUGUGAUGUGUGUAGUAAGUCUUUCAAUCUGCGGGGUAAUCUGACGUCUCAUCAGCGCAUACAUAGUGGGGAGCGGCCGUUUAAAUGUGAUGUGUGUAGUAAGUCUUUCAAUAUGCAGGGUAAUCUGACGACACAUCAGCGCAUACAUAGUGGGGCACAGCCAUUUAAAUGUGAUGUAUGUAAUAAGUCAUUCAGUUAUCAGUUUGAGCAACUAGCAGCUUCUCUGGAAAGGUGCAACUGA
This is a messenger RNA of Cryptotermes secundus, 1207 nucleotides long. Its product is annotated as zinc finger protein 189-like. Gene Ontology annotation, molecular function: RNA polymerase II cis-regulatory region sequence-specific DNA binding; DNA-binding transcription factor activity, RNA polymerase II-specific. The coding region runs from base 269 to 1207 and encodes 312 amino acids. Gene Ontology annotation, biological process: regulation of DNA-templated transcription. The record is from RefSeq and is a predicted model, not a curated record. The transcript has 6 exons. Lineage: Eukaryota; Metazoa; Arthropoda; Insecta; Blattodea; Kalotermitidae.